This is a messenger RNA of Neopsephotus bourkii (Bourke's parrot), 1181 nucleotides long. RefSeq names its product adenylate cyclase type 10-like. The record is from RefSeq and is a predicted model, not a curated record. Gene Ontology annotation, biological process: cyclic nucleotide biosynthetic process; intracellular signal transduction. Gene Ontology annotation, molecular function: adenylate cyclase activity. The annotation marks the transcript as partial. Gene Ontology annotation, cellular component: cytoplasm. The transcript has 9 exons. NCBI's taxonomy places the organism in Eukaryota, Metazoa, Chordata, Aves, Psittaciformes, Psittacidae.
AUGGUGCAGUCGGCAGCUCACCUCAGCGCGGUGGGGCGGGGUAGCGCCGGGCCCGGCCCACUGCGGCACGCGCGGGUGGAGAGCGGCGGAGGGGAAGUCGUGAGGGGGACCUGCGAGGGGACGGCGCAGAGUGACAUGCACAUUAUCCACAGGCACAAAAUGGGUCCGGGCAUUCCAGUCAGCAUCCCUUGUGGUAUCCAGAAUGCUAGUCAUCGUGGGAUCUCUGCAGGGAAUAUGCACCAUCUGAAGUUUGGAGACGAGAGGCAGCAGUACUUCUGUGUCAUUGGCAAGGCCUUGGAGGAUGUCUGUGAAGUGGGAAAGCUUGCAAAAGCAGGUGAAAUUCUCCUCUCACCUUCCUGCUGGGAGCUAUGUGAGAAGCACAGGCUCAGGACCAGCCAUAUUGCUGGCAAAACAGCUGUGAAGGUUACAGGCAUGAAGCAGAUGUCUUGGUCGGAAUGCCAAGAUGUUUUAGACAAGCUUCCAGAGAAGGAGAAGUGCUUCUUCACGGAAAACGAAUGUGCUGUCAGGCCCACUCUUUUCUUGAACCCUGAUACUGAUGUGGGAGAAAUACUUAGUUACAUACCAAAAGGUGUUCUCAGGAAGCUUGAAGACAGAGUGCCGCGGGACUUCCUCUGUGAGCUACGGCCAGUCACCAUCCUCUUCCUCCACCUGAAUUUUGAAACAAAGGACAUAGUAUCUUUUCGCAGUGUCCUCAAUGAAGUCAGCAGCCUGGUGCAGGAAAUCAUCUGUCCUCACAAGGGUGAAGUGAACAAAGUCUUCCUGUUUGACAAAGGCUGCACAUUCCUCUGUGUGUUUGGACUCCCUGGAGUAAAGCUGCCCCAUGAGAGCAUUCAUGCCUUGCAGAGUGCUUUUCAGAUCUUCAAGUCGUGCUCCAAGAUCAUUGCAAAAACAGGGACAGUGUCUGUGUCUGUUACCAGUGGGAUGGCGUUCUGUGGCGUCAUUGGCCACCCUCUGAGGCACGACUACACAGUCAUUGGCCAGAAGGUGAACUUGGCAGCCCGGAUGAUGGUGAGCUACUCUGGGCUGGUGACCUGUGAUACCUCAACCUAUGCCAGCUCUGGGCUGCCCUCUUGCUACUUCAAGGAGCUGCCGGAGAGAAAGAUAAAAGGCUUCAAACAUCCUGUCACUGUCUAUCAAUAUGUGGGGAUCACCAGCAAGAG